AUGGCCAGCCAAGACGAAGCCAGACCACCAUUCCCGCCCUUCACCGAAGAAACGGCGAGGACCAAGGUGAAGGCGGCUCAGGAUGGAUGGAACUCAAAGAACCCCGCAAAAUUGAAGAUGGCUUAUACGCCCGACUCAAUCUGGCGCAACAGGGACACAUUUCUCCAAGGUCGGGAUGAGAUCGAGCAAUGGCUCACCAAGAAGUGGGAGAGGGAGAAUGGCUACCGGCUUCGCAAGGAGUUAUUCGCCUUUACCGACAACAAAAUUGCUGUCCAAUUCUGGUAUGAAUGGCAUGAUGAGUCGGGUCAGUGGUGGCGGACGUAUGGCCUCGAGGAUUGGACCUUUGCUGAGAACGGGCUCAUGCGCAAGAGACAGAUGAGUGGGAACGAUGUCAAGAUUGAAGAGACGCAGAGGUGGUUUCGGCACGGCGUCGAUGUGAAUGCCGUUGACAUCUCUGAGCGGCACUGGUAG
Messenger RNA from Colletotrichum orchidophilum, 471 nucleotides. RefSeq lists its product as uncharacterized. The record is from RefSeq and is a predicted model, not a curated record. Lineage: Eukaryota; Fungi; Ascomycota; Sordariomycetes; Glomerellales; Glomerellaceae. The transcript has 3 exons. The coding region runs from base 1 to 471 and encodes 156 amino acids.